CUCAAUUUAAAAAUGAAAGAACAGGACGUGCACUUCCGACACAUUUUAUUGUAUUACUUCCGAAAAGGCAAGAACGCAUCGCAAGCACAAAAGAAGUUAUGUGCCGUAUAUGGAGAUGAAGCCUUAAAAGAAAGGCAUUGUCGAAAUUGGUUUGAAAGAUUUCGUUCUGGUGAUUUUUCACUGAAAAAUUCACAACGAUCUGGCCACCCAGUCGAAUCAAAUCGUCACAGCACAACACGAGAUAUUGCAGAAAAGCUCAAUAAACUUGAUUUAUGGAUCCCUCACCAGUUAAAGGAAAUUCAUUUGAUGCAACGGAUUAGCAUCUGUGAUUUGCCACUACUGAAACGCAAUGAGAAUGAUCCAUUUCUGAAGAACUUAGCCCCUCACCACACAUCUUUGGUUACUCGGCAAAAAUUAUUGGAACUGGGUUGGGAUGUUUUGUCACACCCACCAUAUAGCCCUAACCUUGCGCCUUCGGAUUAUCAUUUGUUUCGUUCCAUGCAAAACUCUUUAAAUGGUAAAACUUUUAACAACGCGGAUGAUGUCGGAUCACACCUAAUUCAGUUUAUUAAUGGCAAAGACCAGACAUUUUUCGAACGGGGAAUUUUUAUCUCAGCCAGAACGAUGGAAUAA
This is a messenger RNA of Rodentolepis nana, 633 nucleotides long. The record is from the annotation of a GenBank genome assembly. Lineage: Eukaryota; Metazoa; Platyhelminthes; Cestoda; Cyclophyllidea; Hymenolepididae.